Messenger RNA from Cajanus cajan (pigeon pea), 1976 nucleotides. RefSeq names its product aluminum activated malate transporter family protein. Gene Ontology annotation, biological process: malate transport. NCBI's taxonomy places the organism in Eukaryota, Viridiplantae, Streptophyta, Magnoliopsida, Fabales, Fabaceae. The record is from RefSeq and is a predicted model, not a curated record.
UAAUUAAUUAGGACCUUUGCCACUAAUCUUGCUCUAACAAUAUUCUCCAGUACAGCAGCUUUCUUAUUUCAUAAACACAUACACACAGGUUUAGUAUUGAAGAAGAUGGCUGGUGGCAAGGAAGUGGCAAAAGAAGUCGAAUGGAGGAUCAAGGUAGAAGAAGAUGGCACAUUGGAGAGAAGAGUGGUUGGUUGCAUGUGGGAAAUUACAGCAGGUUUGGCUUUGAGGUUGUGCAAGUUUGUGAAGAAAGCAUGGGAGUUGGGGGUGAAUGAUCCAAGAAAAUUCAUCCAUUGCUUGAAAGUAGGGAUUGCACUUUCAGCUGUUUCCCUCUUCUACUAUUGGAAGCCUUUGUAUGAUGGCGUUGGAGGAAAUGCUAUGUGGGCUGUCAUGACUGUCAUUGUAGUGUUUGAGUACACGGCUGGUGCAACCAUAUGUAAAACUGUUAACAGAAUUUGUGGAACUUUCCUCGCUGGAUUUCUAGGCAUUGGUGUACAUUGGGUAGCUAGUAAAGCAGGAGAUCAAUAUGAACCCAUAAUCACUGGACUCUCUCUUUUUAUUUUAGCUUCGGCAGCAACAUUCUCGAGGUUCAUCCCCACCAUAAAGGCUCGUUUUGAUUAUGGUGCUAUGAUAUUCAUCCUCACUUUCAGCUUGGUGUCAGUAUCGGGUUAUCGUGUUGAUGAGUUGUUGGCUUUGGCACAGUACAGAAUGUUCACGAUUAUAGCUGGCAGCAUUUUGUGCAUAAUUGUUAGCGUCAUCAUUCGCCCCAUCUGGGCUGGUCAGGAACUCUAUGUUUUAGUCACAGGGAACCUCGACAAAUUGGCCAACUCCUUGCAAUGUUGUGUGGUUCAGUAUUUCGCUUGUAGUGCCCCAGAAGCAGAAAGUGAUGAUGAGUGUAGCAAAAAGUUGCUAGGCUACAAGUGUGUGCUAAGUUCCAAAGCGACAGAGGAAACCAUGGCAAAUUUAGCUAGAUGGGAACCUGCUCAUGGCCGCUUCAACUUCCGUCACCCGUGGAAGCAAUAUGUUAAAAUUGGGGCCUCAAUGCGUAGUUGUGCUUCCUGUAUAGAUGCUCUUAUUGGAUGUAUAAAUUCAGACAACAAGGCCUCUGAUGAGAUGAAGAAGACUAUGAGCAGCAUCUCCAUGAAAGUGGGUGGCAAGUGUGCGAGUGUGAUAAGGGAGCUAGCAAGCACAAUAAGGAACACGAAAAAAUCAUCAAAACUUGAUAUUCUGGUUACUGAGAUGAAUAGUGCUGCACAAGAGCUCCGUAGUUUAUUAAACUCUUAUCCAAACUUGGUUAACCCUACGUCACAUGAUGCAAAACGUACACCUGAUGAUGUAGCUGCAAAGAUAGAAAUCCCACUUAUGGAAAUUAUUCAAGUUGUGACCGUAGCUUCUCUGCUUAAUGAAAUUGUGGCACGUGUGGAAGGCAUAGUGGAAGCUGUUGAGGAACUUUCAGAUUUAGCUGAAUUCAAACCAGAAAUGUGUGUCAAGUCCAAACAACAACAUUCAGCGGACAGCAAGAUCUCCCCAGAACAACAGAAUGAUGAUAAGGAAGCCGAAAACACUCCAAAUGGUCUGAAUGAAGAUAUGAACAUAUAAUAAUAUACAUGACAUUUCAGGUCUGUAUUUUGCAUAUUCUUUGAUCCAUGAAUAUAUAUGAAUAAUGUAUAUGAGAUCAUUUCGUCUAUAGGCCCAUCAACACGUGUAAAUUUACCUUCCAAACUUAUGCUCCGCCUCCUAGUAAUUAAGUUUGUCACUCAUACAUGUGAUCAUGUAACAAUUAUAGACCAUGAUUUUUAUUAUCGUUACUACUUUUGUCGUUAAUUAUAAGACCCCUCUGUCCUUAUGUUUAUACAUGAAAUUUGAGGUCUGUAUGAUCUAUGAAUAUAUAUGAGAUCAUUUUGUUCGUAGGCCAAUCAACACGUGUAAAUUUACUUAUGUUCCUAGUAAUAAGUUUAUAUCACUCAUACAUGUGAUCA